Molecule: messenger RNA, 2656 nt
Organism: Felis catus (domestic cat)
Lineage: Eukaryota; Metazoa; Chordata; Mammalia; Carnivora; Felidae
Gene: ZNF286A
Product: zinc finger protein 286A
Exons: 7
Coding region: 320-1876 (518 amino acids)
Biological process (GO): negative regulation of transcription by RNA polymerase II
Molecular function (GO): RNA polymerase II cis-regulatory region sequence-specific DNA binding; DNA-binding transcription repressor activity, RNA polymerase II-specific
Source: RefSeq, a predicted model, not a curated record
GGCUUCUGGGAUUCGUAGUUCCGGGGCUGGCUGAGGCCUGCCAGCCUUGCCCCGCUCCUUCUUACGCAUGCGCGACUCCGAGCUGGCCCAAGAAGUUCGUAGCCUUUGUCAGGCCCGGGAUGGGAGGUUCCAGCCUCGCGGCACCGAGCCAGGCUCGAGAGUGAGGAAGAAACCCGACCCGACCAGAUCGAAACCUUUCAGCGGAGCCCCCCGAGGGAAGGCAGGAGGGAGGACGACGAGGCCACGGAGGCUUCUCACUGUUCGGCCCGGAGAAGUCUGAACUGGCGGGGGAGAUCGGAACCGGGAGCAGGUGGUGAUCAUGGAGACCGAUGUGCACGAGAAGAGAGCUCUGUCUUCCCAGGAUGCUCCCCUUUCCCAAGAGCGGAGCACAGAAGAGGGGGAAGUGGCAGCUCUGCGACUCACAGCUAGAUCCCAGGCAUCAGUGACAUUCAAGGAUGUGGCCAUGGACUUUACCCCAGAGGAGUGGGGGAAGCUGGAUCCUGCCCAAAGGGAGGUGAUGCUGGAGAACUAUAGGAACCUGGUGUCGCUUUGGCUUCCAGUUUCCAAAUCUGAGAACUACAGUUUGGAGAGCGGAAAAGAACCACUGAUGCUUGAGAGAAAAGCCCCCAAAAGCAGCUAUUCAGACCUGGAGGCUAAACCCGAGGGCAAAGAUUCAACUUCAGCGCAAGAUAUUUCCAAAGAAGAAUCAUGCCAAGCCGCAGUAAUAGACAGACUGACAGGAAACGGUGUCUAUGACUCCAGCUUGGAAACAACUCUUGAAUGUGAAAAUUGGUUAGAGAAUCAGCAAGGAAAUCAGGAGAGACCCUUGAGAGAAAUGUUCACCCAUGUGAAUUCACUCCCCGAAGAAGGAGCUCAUGAGCAUGACGUAUAUUGGAAAAACUUUGGUCAGAAGUCUGUUCUUCUCACUCAAGACAGAGUUCCCAAAGGAUCCUAUGCCUUCCACACACUUGGAAAAAGGUUGAAACCGAAAUCAAACUUAAUGAAAAAGCAAAGAACCUGUAAAGAGAAAAAACCUCAUAAAUGUAACGAUUGCGGGGAGCUCUUCACUUACCAUUCAGUGCUUAUUCGACACCAGAGAGUCCAUACUGGAGAGAAACCCUAUAGCUGUAAUGAAUGUGGGAAAUCUUUUAGCCACAGAGCUAAUUUAACUAAACAUCAGAGAACUCAUACCAGAAUUCUCUUUGAAUGCAGUGAAUGCAAGAAGGCCUUCACAGAAAGCUCAUCCCUCGCGAUACAUCAGAGAAUUCACAUUGGGGAGAGACCGUAUGAAUGCAAUGAAUGCGGAAAAGGUUUUAAUCGAAGUACACAUCUGGUACAGCAUCAGUUGAUUCAUACUGGAGUGAAGCCGUAUGAAUGUAAUGAAUGUGAUAAAGCUUUCAUUCAUUCCUCAGCUCUUAUUAAACAUCAAAGAACUCAUACUGGAGAGAAACCCUACAAAUGUCAGGAAUGUGGGAAAGCCUUUAGCCACUGCUCAUCCCUUACUAAACAUCAGAGAGUUCAUACUGGAGAAAAGCCAUAUGAAUGUAGCGAAUGUGGAAAAACCUUUAGUCAGAGCACACAUCUUGUUCAGCAUCAGAGAAUCCAUACUGGAGAGAAACCCUAUGAGUGUAACGAAUGUGGGAAAACCUUCAGCCGGAGCUCAAAUUUUGCUAAACAUCAAAGAAUUCAUAUUGGAAAGAAACCGUACAAAUGUAAUGAAUGUGGGAAAGCCUUCAUUCAUUCAUCAGCUCUUAUUCAACACCAGAGAACUCAUACUGGAGAGAAGCCUUACAGAUGUGACGAAUGUGGGAAAAGCUUUAAGUGCAGUUCAUCCCUCAUCAGACAUCAAAGAAUUCAUACUGAAGAGCAACUCUGAAAAAUUACUGAAUGUAAAGAAAUGGCUAGAAAACUAAACCCAAUGCAUUCAUCUCUAUCAAGUUCCACCUGUAAUACCUAUAAAUAUGGAUGAAUUCCUCUCCUUUUGCGGUUCCCCAGAUCUGUUACAGCUCCUGUUCUACCGGAGAGUGACCUUCUUUUCGACUUGUAGGGCUGGGAUCUUGAAAGCCAUAGCAUAGGUACCAUAGACAUUUCCUAGACGGCUUCUCUAGGUAUUGAUUCUAUAUAUGAAAUAAAACAUUCUUCCUUAAUGGUGGACUGCUCAUGGCUGAGCAGGAUAGAUUCUUAAAUAUAACUCCAAAGCUGUGUUUGCAUAAUUGAUUUGUUCAGUUUUAUCUUGGUAAAAAGGAGGACGAAUGCUUUUUGUAGUUACUCUAUACAAAUAACUGCAUUGUUAUGAAAAGAAAAUAGAGUCCAUAAAAGUAUAUGCUCCUUAAUUCUGAGUGAUAAUGAGAACAAAAUCCCAUUUAAGCUUUAAAUUUUCACACUUUAAGGGAUAUUUUAUUUCCAUUUGCAAAGGCACAGUCUACUAAAUUGAGCGUUAGAAACAGAUCAAGAAGAGAAAGGGCUUCCUCAUAUGUCUAUCAGAUAGAAUAUUUUUUAAAUUACCAAAAUGCUCUAAACAGAUAAUCACAAGUAUAUUUCAUCUAACAGGUCGUUCAUUCCUCCUCAAUUAACUCUUUGUCCUCCACUGAAUCGUCGGUUAACAGUCUGAUCUCAUGAAGUAACCUGCUUCCAGACAAAAAAAACAAAAACAAAA